Conger conger (European conger) is the source of this 2834-nucleotide messenger RNA. It is a transcript of the gene bard1, whose product is annotated as BRCA1 associated RING domain 1. Bases 216 to 2633 code for a protein of 805 amino acids. The transcript has 11 exons. NCBI's taxonomy places the organism in Eukaryota, Metazoa, Chordata, Actinopteri, Anguilliformes, Congridae. Gene Ontology annotation, molecular function: protein binding. The record is from RefSeq and is a predicted model, not a curated record.
UCUAGGGCUAUGCUUAAUAUGCGUCAGUAAAAUUGGACCUAUAUUUUGUACUGUACUGUAUGCGGACAAUGACUCCUCCCUUUCCUGCGCUGCUGGCGGGAGAUGCAAAAAACAAGCGGACGUAGUUCUCGCCAGCGAGCUACGCGGACGUUAGCUGCUACUGAUUUGACCGAACCAGGAAGACUUGUACCGUUUAUUGUAGCAGAAACAAAAUUAUGGAUCACGGUUCUGAUGUCGAUCAAAAAACCUGCGCCUGGACCAAAACUCGACAGGCAGUCGCCCAGUUCCGAGACCUUUUGCUCUGCGCGAAAUGUUCGAAGCUUAUGAGCGAACCAGUCUGCUUCGGAGCUUGUGAACACAUGUUUUGCAGGACCUGUGCAGGGGUACAAAUACGAGACGGCUGCUGUAUCUGUCAUAGCCCGGCUUGGGUGAGAGAUAUUCAGGUCAACAGACAGCUCAACAACAUCACACAGCUCUUCCAUGACCUGGACUGUCUGCUGAACCCUAGGGAGCUCUCAGCCACCCCGCCCGCCGGCUCCCCCGUGCGGCCCGAUGACGCCGCUCUCCGAAGGCCCGGGAAGAACGUGAAGAUCUGGUUCAGCCCCCGCAGCAGGAAGGUGCGCUGUCAGGUGGAGAGGGCCGGCGAGUGCGCCCCCCAGGGCCGGGGGCCCGGGAAAGAAGAAGCGGCCCCUCGGGAGCCCCCGGCCCGAGACCUGUCCGUCUACAACUUCAACUCCUCCUCCCAGGACUCGGGGAGCUCUCCGCGGCGCGGCGGAGGCGGAGACGGAGGAGGCGGGAGGAAGCGGGCGGCGCGGGGGAAGAGGAAACGCCCUCAGAGCAGCCCGAGGCCGGCCACGCGCGGGCGGACCCAGACGGCCGUCAGGAGGGAGAAGCUGGCCGCCAUUAACAAGGAGUGGGGCUUCGGCUGCCCGGAGGAGCGCACCGUCGCCGGGGAGGGCGGGCGGGGUGGCGGAGAGGAGGAGGAGGAGGAGGAGGAGGAGGAGGAGGAGGAGGAGGAGGUCCGGAGCAAACGCCGGCCCAGCAGGAAGGUGUCCUUCCGGAUUGCUGGGGCUCCCCCUGGUGGCCUGGAUGUUCCCCAGCAGCGGGAUCCGCCGACCCCGAACGGGGGUGUUUCAGAGGCGGGCUCGGCUAGUGCGGGGGAGCCUGUGCCCGUCCAGAAGCAGAACCAGAACCAGAACCAGAACCUGAGCCCCCCGGCGGCGAAGACGGCCGUCCCGGCCGUGCUCUCGCCUAAACCGACGACACCGCCGCCGCCGUCGUCCUCAGCCCGUCGAGCCUCCAAGAGAGCCCUGCCACCGGGGGGCGCCCAACCCGAGAGCACCCCCAAGAGACGCAGGUCUUCCCCGGGCCAAGGGAGGCGUCCGGGGGCCCCCGCCCCGCCCUCCGCCUGUCCCAGCCCUGAUUUUGAGAGCCCUGUCCGGCGGUCCGCAAAGGACCCGGGGACCCCCUUAGGCUCCCCUCGGACCCCAGGGAGGGGCUCCCCGGCUGGGCCUGGGCUGCUCCGGGGCAGCCCUGCUUACCUGAAGAGGAACCAUAAAGGGGAGACGCCUCUGCACCUGGCCGCCAUUAAGGGGAACGUGGAGGCGGUGGGGGAGCUUCUGGACCAGGGAGCCGACCCCAACCUGAAAGACCAUGCUGGCUGGACCCCCCUGCACGAGGCCUGCAACCUGGGACACCCGGGUGUAGUGGAGGCGCUGCUCCUGAAGGGGGCGCUGCUGAACACGCCGGGUUACCAUAACGACUCGCCGCUGCACGACGCGGUCAGGAACGGUCACGUGACCGUGGUCCGGCUGCUGCUGGAGCAGGGCGCCUCCCGGGACGUGCUGAACAUGUUUGGACUGCGCCCAGCGGACUACGCAGAAACGGAAGAAAUGCGGGCAAUUCUUCAGGCACCUUCUGAAGGACCCCACACCCUCGACACCCCACUCAGCCCGAACACGAGCCUAAGCAAGGUGACGGGGGGCUCAUGGAGAGACGGGCCGGUGGCGUUCCUGGGCUCUAAGCUGACCUCGCCCCAGCGGAAGCGGCUGACCAAACUGGGCCGGCUCCUCGGGGCCCGGGGUGUCGACUCCUUCUCCUCCUCAGUGACCCACGUAGUGGUUCCGGAGGGCCCGAUCCCCACCACCCUGUCCUGUCUCCGAGGGGUCCUGAACGGCUGCUGGGUCCUGCGCUUCUCUUGGGUGGAGGCGUGUCUGAAGUCGGAGGACUGGGCGGACGAGAGCGAGUUCGAAGCGGGGGAGGGUCCCCAGCGGAGCCGUCUCAACCGUGACAACCUGCUCCCUCGGCUGUUUGACGGGUGCUUCUUCUUCCUGCUGGGCCCCUUUAAGAGCCCCUCCAGGGAGGAGCUGCUCCAGCUGGUUAGAGAGGGUGGGGGGCAGGUUCUGACCCGCCAGCCCAAACCCGACAGCGACGUGACCCAGACCCUCACCGCGGCCGCCUACCACGCCCGGCCCGGCUCCGACCAAUCCCUGAGCACCCAGUACAUCCUCUACCACGCCCAGAGCUCCCACAGGCCCCCGAGGGUCCGCCUGGGCAAGGUGUGGUCCGCCCCCACCUCCUGGCUCCUGGACUGCAUCGUCGCCUUCCAGCUCCUCCCGGUGCCCGAGCUCUAGCUGUCCGAACGCCGCGCCCCACAUUUUACCUGGUUGCCAUGGGAUACGCUCACGCAUCGAGCAUUUUGUGGAGACUCCAAAGGCCAGUCUGUAGUCCAGAGAUGGUGUCGCUCACCUGAAAUCGCAGAACGUUGCGUGACUCCCAACGCAGACUGUGAUCCUGAGCAAAAAGUAUAAAUGCAGUAUACCAGAGUAUAAAAG